UCCUGACAUCAUCCCUCCGUUUCCUUCACUGAUACGCCCGGCAGCUGGACUCAAGAAUGGGGUACCGAAGCACCGGGAUUGUUGUGGGGAUUCCAAGCUUGGGGGAGAUCCUCAAUCGUCCAGUCCACUCGAAUCUUUGUUCUUAUGAACGACCUGGGCACAGGUUUAGGAAAGGCAUCUACCUAGUUUCACUCCUUCACCAUCUAGAUUCCAACCAGACGGACUUCUCUGCUGUCCCGAAUUCAACACCAUGACAUUGCAAGACGACCUCGCAACCAAUCCGCCAUGCCAUCCUCGUGCGUGCGCGAUACAAAAUUGCCUCACCAGAAACGGAUUCGACGAGAGCAAAUGCCAGAAACUGGUGGACGCACUCUACGAGUGUUGCAACGCGUUUUACGAAAAGAAUGGCGACAGUGCAUCAACAGUUAGCUGCCCCAAGGCCAACCUUUUGAGGCUCAAGAUGGAACAGAGAAAGAAGACUACAUGAAGGAAACAUGAGGAAUCGAAAUGUAUCACUUAUCCAGAUAUGUCCACCUAAACGCCCCGUGAAGGUGUUAGGUAACUUAGACGGA
This is a messenger RNA of Neurospora tetraspora, 572 nucleotides long. RefSeq names its product DUF1903-domain-containing protein. The record is from RefSeq and is a predicted model, not a curated record. Gene Ontology annotation, cellular component: mitochondrial intermembrane space. The transcript is spliced from 4 exons. Bases 251 to 487 code for a protein of 78 amino acids. Lineage: Eukaryota; Fungi; Ascomycota; Sordariomycetes; Sordariales; Sordariaceae.